ACCGUUGACAAUUUCACGCUAGAACUGACCGGAAAACCUCGCUCGCCGUGGAACAAGAAGGCUGGCGAAGUAUUCGCUCGGAAUUUCGCGCAGAACGAUGUCAGCUGCAAAGACAUGCGGACCAUUCGUGAGGUAUUCGCUACUCAUGUACUGACGCUUCGCAAACAGUACUUGAAAUUGUCGUGCGACCCUGAUGAGGAGCCGAGUCAGCGAGAUCUUGAUAUUGCUUCGGCUAACAGCAGCGAGCAGCUCACAUAUCCAAAGAGAAGGGAGCGGCGUUACGAGGCAAGCGAGGGUCGCACUAGUCUCCGCCAUCUCACAACCAUCUGGAAAAGAAUACCUUACACUGCCUGCAGCGGUGAUGAGUCGGAGCACCCCGAGUCGGGCCUAACUCGAUACGUGGUCACAAAAUUGCCGUGGCGAUCGAAGGAGUUGGAGGAGUUCUUCAAACACCUCGAUUCCGUGCACAUGUCGACCAGGUGGAUGGCGCGGGGCAAGUGGGACCACGGUAAAUUACCUAAUCCCCGCGAACGAGGAUCAGACCGUGUGGAUCGGACAAGUGCGCCUCCUCCUGGUCUCCCCGUCAACUGCUAUGAUGCAGAAUGGCUGGAAGACUUGAAGGAGGCCGACGUCGACGCAUAUCAGGAUCUUGAUGUACAACCACCGGUCGAUCUAACACUU
Messenger RNA from Fomitopsis serialis, 681 nucleotides. RefSeq lists its product as uncharacterized. The record is from RefSeq and is a predicted model, not a curated record. The transcript has 2 exons. Lineage: Eukaryota; Fungi; Basidiomycota; Agaricomycetes; Polyporales; Fomitopsidaceae. The annotation marks the transcript as partial.